CUCAACAUGGCCGACCAAAUCACGCACAUGCAGGAAGACAUCCACAAGCUGCAGAAGAUGGUGCAUGUCUUGUUCGACAAAAUCGAAGCCGAGAAGUGCGAAGCCAGUGACGUUUACGGUGCCGUGAUUGUUGCGCAUCCUCACGCAUGGGACUGAUGCAUUACGUAGCUGACAAGGACAAGCUUGUGGAGUUGAUCAACCGUCUCUGCACCAAGAUGGGCGACGCCAACAUGCUCGAGUUAACGAUAUCACCGGCGAAAGACAUCGGUCAAGAUCAAAUCCAGGAACUGAAAGAACGUAUUGCCAAGCUACAAUCCGAGCGCCAAAACUUGCAGAGGCGCACGGCGGCUUGCGUGAAAGGCAUCUUUUAAUCCAAUUCAAGCUCAUAGCAUUGAUAAAUAUAAACUACAUAUCUUGUACUUUGAA
Messenger RNA from Aphanomyces astaci, 426 nucleotides. RefSeq lists its product as hypothetical. NCBI's taxonomy places the organism in Eukaryota, Oomycota, Saprolegniomycetes, Saprolegniales, Verrucalvaceae. The coding region runs from base 147 to 371 and encodes 74 amino acids. The record is from RefSeq and is a predicted model, not a curated record. The transcript has 4 exons.